UUAUACAAGAGAAAACAAUCAUUCAAUUGGCUGCUGGGUGGCAAUGUCUCCUUUAAAAAAGGAUAUAGUUUUCAUGAUACUAAAGUUUCUAGGUGAAGGGAAGUUAAAGGAAACAGUUCAUAUGUUGGAGCAGGAAUGCGGGUUUUACUUCAACAUGGAACAUUUUGAAGAUCUAGUUCAGGCAGGCCAGUGGGAUGAAGUAGAACGAUAUCUCAGUGGUUUUACCAAAGUCGACGACAAUCAAUAUUCGAUGAAAAUCUUCUUGGAGGUCAGAAAACAGAAGUACCUUGAAGCACUUGAAAGUAAUGAUAGGACUAAGGCCGCCGAGAUAUUUGUAAAAGAUCUCAAGGUUUUUUAUACCUACAGCGAGGAGAUCUUCAAGGAGGUGACUAUGUUGCUUGAUCCGGAGAAAUAUAGUAAGAACAAGCAGCUAUCCAAGUGCAGACAUACAAAAUUGGCACGCAACAUAAUGUUUAUGGAGCUUAAGAAGCUUAUCGAAGCUAAUCCUUUACUUAAUGACAAGUUAAACUUUCCAUCAUUUAGUUCUAAUCGCUUAGAGGCCCUAGUCAACCAAAGUCUUAAUUGGCAGCAUUAUCUUUGCAAGGAUCCCCACCCUGACCCUGAUAUUGAAACACUCUUCACUGAUCACUCUUGUGCUUCUUCUGCCAAUGGUUCCUGCCAAUGUGUUGUUGACCACCGCUUCUUCCAACUCCGCGUCUCCCAUUCUUCUUUUUUUCCUCCAUAUCACUGCCUUAUGUCCUACAAUUUGAUUCAGCCGUUUCAACCAGUUGUUUCUCAACCUGCAAGUGCCAUGGCUGGGUGGAUGGCCAAUGCUAACCCACCAUUAACUCAGGAUGCUCCUGUAGUACACCUUCCACAUUUUGGACAACCUUCCAGUUUCACAUCGUUUCUAAGUAACCCGAGGCUUCAUAUACCAGAUGCUGUACACUUGAUGAAGAGAAUUCACAUAGGCCAACCAGAUGAGGUAUCACUCUCAGAUGCAACUCAUCAGCACACCAUUUUUCCCAAGGAUGGCAUUCCCCAAAUUGUCAUAUGGACUUUUAAUCAGGGCUCUGACGCGAUGAGCUUGGACUUUCAUCCUAUACAUACUCGAAUUCUUCUAGUUGGAACAAACGUCGGUGACAUUACCAUAUGGGAAGUUGGAUCGAGAGAAAGGAUCGCACACAAGACUUUUCGAGUUAGGGAUAUUGAUUCUUGUUCUUUGGCCUUCAAGACAGUGCUUGCAAAAGAUGCUUCAGUUACUGUCAAACGAUGCAUGUGGUGUCCUGAUGGCUCCAUUCUUGGUGUUGCAUUCUCAAAGCAUCUAGUCCAGACAUAUACUUUUGAUUUAAAUAGGGAAUUGCAUCAAAUGCUGGAGAUUGAUGCUCAUGUUGGCAGUGUCAAUGACAUUGCAUUUUCCCGUCCCAAUAACAGUUUGUCAAUUGUCACUUGUGGUGAUGACAAGACAAUUAAAGUUUGGGACACUAAAACAGGGCAAAAGCAGUACAUAUUUGAGGGGCAUCAAGCCCCAGUUUACUCUGUCUGUCCUCAUUAUAAAGAGUCUAUCCAGUUCAUCUUCUCUACUGCAAUUGAUGGGAAAAUCAAAGUAUGGAUUUAUGAUUGUUUGGAAUCGAAAAUUGACUUUGAUCCUCCUGGACAUUGGUGCACCAGAAUGCAAUAUAGCACUGAUGGAACAAGGCUUUUUUCGUGUGGAACGAGUAAAGAUGGAGAAACACUCCUAAUGGAGUGGAAUGAGGGUGAGGGAUCUAUUAAAAGGAUCUACUCUGGCUUGAGAAAAAAUCCAUCAGAAGUUGUCCAGUUCGACACAACUAAGAAUCACUUCUUGGUUGCUGGAGAUGAUUUCGCGAUUAAGUUUUGGGACGUGGAUAAUGCUAAUAUCUUGCAUUCUAUUGUUGCAGACGGAGGACUUCCUGCAAGUCCAAAGGUGAAAUUCAAUAGGGAGGGCACACUUCUUGCGGUUACAACAAACAAUUGUAGAAUCAAAAUCUUGGCGAACGCCGAUGGACAAAGAAUCGUAAUGAUGAACGAGGGAUCGCGAGGCCCUUCUCAACACAUUAGUACAAAUGUUAAGGUAGAUUUCAAGCCACCUAAAUUUUGAUACAGAAGUAAAAGUUUAAAACUUGUUGAGCUAUUGAACUCUACUUGAAGAAUAAUUAACAGUGGUCCAUUUUACCACUCGUAUACACAUAUGUAAUGCCAACAUAUGCAAUGCAGUCAUUGUUUUAAGCUUCGAUCGACUCAUCCAAACCAAAGUGAUUCAUUUGCAUAAAACAUAUCUUUCGGAAUAUACUGGAAUAGAGAAGAAUGAUAAAUGAUGUAUAUUUAGAUUAAAUAUAGAGAAUCAACAAAAUGGGAAAGGAAAAGCUCUUUGCAUUAUAUAUAUAUAUAAAAAAGAUAUUGAUGGCAUAUCCUUCCUCACCUGCUUGGGCUCUUCCUCUCCUGACGCUUUAUGAGUUGAAGCAAUGACAAUCUCCUAGCUGGCCGA
This is a messenger RNA of Zingiber officinale, 2506 nucleotides long. Its product is annotated as protein TOPLESS-RELATED PROTEIN 2-like. Lineage: Eukaryota; Viridiplantae; Streptophyta; Magnoliopsida; Zingiberales; Zingiberaceae. The record is from RefSeq and is a predicted model, not a curated record. Gene Ontology annotation, biological process: regulation of DNA-templated transcription. Gene Ontology annotation, molecular function: protein binding. The transcript has 16 exons. The coding region runs from base 44 to 2119 and encodes 691 amino acids.